This is a messenger RNA of Cladocopium goreaui, 1259 nucleotides long. The record is from the annotation of a GenBank genome assembly. NCBI's taxonomy places the organism in Eukaryota, Dinophyceae, Suessiales, Symbiodiniaceae.
UGGCCCAAACGACUUUUCUGGGCGGAACCCAUGAUUGGCUAGCUAACGGCCAGUACUGUGGCCAGACAGAGCCCAUGGUCGCCAUGGCUCGACCCUUCGCGCUUUGGCAUUCCCUUUUCGUGUGCACGACCGCACUUACUGCGUUUGAUUCAGAUAUUUUGGGGUGCUUGGAGAAGGAUGAUUGCCCUGACUCAAUGCGCCUGCUGCAGAAGAGGUCAGAAACAACGCCAAAAGAUGUGCCUGCAAUUGCCAACACUGCAACAGAUACAGCAAAUCAACGCAUUCAGCGCACAGAAAGCUCUGCAGAAAGCUCUGCCGAAAGCUCCACAAAAAACUCCGCAGAAAGCUCUGGAUGUCAGGAAAUAGUUGAUCUCUCUGGUCAAAGACUUACAACCUGGCCUUGGGACGCGACAAAUUGCCAAUCCCUGCAGAUUCUCGAUUUGAGCAACAAUUUCCUCGAGGAUGUGCCAAAAUAUGCUUUCAGCAAUACUCCAAAUCUUCGAAUAUUGAGACUUAACAUGAAUCGCAUUACCUCCUUUCCUGCGGUGACGUCACUGAACAAGCUCUGGGAGCUGGACUUGAGCUUCAACAGUAUUGAGACUUUGCCCAAGGGAGCUCUGACAGAGAAUCGCCAGCUGACAACUUUGAAUCUGCGUCAUAACAAACUCACACAUUUACCAUCCUUUGACUACUGGCUUGGCCAGCAAAAUGAACUCAAUGUCUUGAUCUUAGCGAAUAACCAGAUUACUUCCAUCGAUGCCUCUGCGGCAGGCGGGACCGACAUUUUGGAUUCUUUGGAUUGGCUUGACGUAUCUGGCAACAAGCUGAGCUACUUGGGUGCAGAUUUUGCCAAAGACGUUAAGGGUGUGGACAACGUGGUGCUGACGGGAAACCCAUUCUCAUGUCGCGGAAUAGAUGUCAAUUGCAACACGAAAUGGGCAGUUGAAGACCAGAGCCGCUUAGCGCUGCCUGUGAAUUGGUGUUCAUUGCCCGCGUGCUAUCCAAAUUUGAUUAAGAACAAUGAGGGCCACAUGAACGAUAGCUUUUCGUGGGAGAAACCAGCUGUUGCAGUUGCUUGACUCUUAGCACCAGGUACAGCAAUUCGACCUCAGGCAUUCCACAAAGAUUUGGAAUCCUUUGGGCCUACCAGCGCAAGAGCCGUCGAUCGAAAUACAGUAAACUAAAAUAGACGAGCACGAACUUCCAGAACGUUCUUUGCGUUGUUGCAGAUGUUUAGACAAAUUGGUCAAGAGUUGCAG